Molecule: messenger RNA, 2298 nt
Organism: Guyanagaster necrorhizus
Lineage: Eukaryota; Fungi; Basidiomycota; Agaricomycetes; Agaricales; Physalacriaceae
Exons: 4
Coding region: 1-2298 (765 amino acids)
Source: RefSeq, a predicted model, not a curated record
AUGUCCCAAGGCCAAGACUGUAGAAUAGUUGAUAGCCAACUUUCUCGCUUACCGAAGAUAAACAAGAAUCUCUUCAUCUCUUCCUACAUCAAGGACCAGAAGGCACUUGUCAAAGCCCAUGCAGACCAAGGACAUCCUCUUCUCACUUCCCCGCAUCCUUCACAGGUGCCUCUUCCUCAGAAAGAGCUCGGCGGCUUCGACACGCCUGUUUUGAAACCGCGCGUACCGAAGCCAAGGUCCAUCGAAUUCGCUCGACAGAAACCGCCAAAGCUAGCUUCAACAACCAACACUAUCGACAAACCGAAGCAGCAGAUCUCCGAGAAAGGCACUAAGAAAUCAUCGAUACCCCAGCCAGAACAUAAGUCUUCCAAGAAACAGGUCUCUAGCUCAUCAUCCAGGAAGCGGAAAGCCGCUGAGGUCUCGGACACCGAGCAACAAGCGCGUUUGAAAGAUCGCCGUGAACAAAGACAGGUCAAAAGGGCUAUCGUUCAAAAUAAAGAGAAUGAUGCCCGUUCUGAAGUCUCCGAUAAGGAUUCGAUAGAGUGUAAGAAGGGAAAACAGAAGCGGGGUAAGAAUAAAAUGCCUCCGGGCCUUGCGCUUAUGCAUGGGUUUUCUGCGACCAAUAUCGGAAAGAAUCGUCUGACUACCCAUCCACCGCCCAUUCUUGGUGUCUUUGGUAGGGGAAAAGCCUCAGAAAAAGCUAAAGUUACCGUCAAACGAGCAGAUGUCAGAGGUAUUCAAUUCUCCGAAGAGGUCUUCUUGAAUCGUCCGGCAAACUCCAAGACUAUGCAUUCCGCCAGAUGUCCUUCGGUGUCACCGUCCGAUAAUGACAUUGAUAAUGGUCGCAGCCUUAAGUCUGGUCCGAAUGACAAGCAUCAAAACCGACGCGAGAAGGGCAAAACGCACGCUACGCGUCCUCAAAAAAAGGAUACAGCCUCUGAAAUCGAGGAAUUGUCUGCUCUAGAGGAAGAUUCUGAUACAGAAAUGCCUUCUCCGGAUCGCUCUCUCAAGAAGAAAGCUUCUGAAUCCGAGAUUUGGGACAUCGAAAAGUCGGAUUUCGUACUUCCGUCCAAGUCUCCUUCUCCCAUCAGUAGUCCUGAAAUCGUACCAGUCGUAUUGGAUGCGCGACGCCUUCAUUGGACCUCGAGAGAGAAUCAGCCUCAUGCUUCAUCUCCCGUGACGUCUUCUUCGAGGUCGCCUCAUGUUCUAGUUGACCAUAUUCUCUCCAGUCCCUCCCUUGGUCCUUCUCAGUCAGCGUCACAGCAAGGACGUCAUCUCCAUCCUGUCGCUCUGCCUGCUAUUUGUGUACCCUCGAAAUAUUUUUCUUCUGCGGCUGCUCCUAUCGUUCCCAGUGCACUACCCAAAGUCAGUAUAGAACCUGCGAGAAACACAAUAGCCGAUACAUACCGGUCCGACCCUCAAUCCGCUGUCGUCGAGUGCACAAUUCUCGACGAAAUGACUGCCAAUCCGCCUCAACGUGUGCAUCUUCAUCAGUAUCAUCAUAUUCCUCCUGUACUCGAACGUCAUGUUCCCCCCGAAAUCCUAGACGGGAAUCAGGAGCAGGAUAAUUUGACCAUGGACGUGUACGAAUGUGACGAACAUUUCCUGGAAGGCAAUGCGUGGCGCCAUUCAAGGGAGUAUCCUGCUCAUUAUCGAUUCCAUCAUGCAAGCAUUGCUCCCUUUCUUGGUGAAUACGAAUACGCGACGGACUUGGACUUGGACUACCAACAAACUCUUCAUGACGAUGCAGCCUUACAGAUUGAGGACGAAACUUUUGAAAUGAGUGAUGGUCGGGUUAUGGAACCCAUUGUCUCGCAGAGCUAUAUCGGCCUAGAGCAUUACUAUUUGGAUUCCUCCUACGGUUACCCAGAUGACGGGGAUUACUGGAAUGAAGGGUACGAUGAAGACCUAUUCGAUGUUUUUGAUGGCAGCGAUCAGCAUUCACUUAACCUAUACGAGCCUUACGACAUAUCUGGACAUGGCUAUCUGGAUGAGUUUGCUUCCAAGUCGCUCUCAGUCGAUGAUGUAUGCGUUGACAAUGAAGGUGGGCAGAUGGACGAAAGUUUAGUUUUUCAAGCUCAACCUUCGCCUGAGCUUAUGGCACCCACAGAAACUUCUAACAGUUUAGAAGACGAUCCUCUUGGAGACGCGCACACUUUCCUUGAGGGUCGAGGGCUGUUGUGUGGUUUUUCUAAAGCGUUUUCCCGAGAUUUCAAUAGAAUAGAGCAGGGUCCAACCCCUACAGAGGCACAAGUGGCUAAAACAUUGCGUGGCCACUGGUUACCGCAGAGAUUGUGA